GACACCCACACACAUCAAUAUUUAAAAAGACAAAAAGGGCUACAAAGUGAUAUAUGCUAACAUAAUUUGUACAUUUUUAACUAUAUCUAUCAAUAAUUUAUCAUUAAGAUGUCUCAGAGCGAAAUAAAAAACUCUUUAAUUGUUGGAAUAGACAAUUUCUUUCAAUUUCCUUUGCGUGUCCGAAUGACAACAGCAAUAAUUCCAGUAGGACUUAUUUUCCUCAUCGGUGGAUUAGCUAGUCCGUCGUGGUCAAGAUCAGAAUUGUCUCAACUUGGACUGUGGAAAUAUUGUAUAUUUUCUGACAUAUUAACUUGCUGUAAUAAUUUACCAGGCGGGUCACCAGGAUGGGUAAAAGCAACAAUAGUAUUUCAUAUCUUUGGGAUGUUUGGAGGAGCUGUUUGUCUCUUAUUUACCAUAUUUACAAUGUGUGUCUCGAAGUUCAAGUUUCACACUAGAGUCCAUCAUGCCAUUUGGAUAAGCAGCGCACUUACAGUAUUUUGUCUUGCAAUUAGUGUGGGGAUAUUCAGUGCAAACUACCACAAAGAAUCCUGGUUGAGCGGACAUUACACAUCUGCUGGUUUUCAUAUAACUGUCUGCGCAUGUGUUGUUUUUUUAGCUAUAUGUGUAGCUAUGCUUAUUUUUAGUUUCCAGGGCCACAAUAGAGUGCAAGACAUUUUUAAUAACAUGACACCAAUCAACUGGACCAAAUACAAUCAAGAAAGAAGUUUAGAAGCUUGGCUUUCACAUAUUGAUCAUGGGCUGGACAAAAUAGAAAUCAACGAAGCAUCAGAUAGAGAAAAAGACGCAAUAGUGCAAUUGAUACGUCGUACAUGGAAACCCCAUUUGGCUGGCAAAGGUCGUGACGCGCAACAAAGUGGAUAUUCACAAAUGAAAGUAGUGAAGGUCGAAAGAAUAGAAAAUCCAUCUCUUUUUUUGAAAUAUGCCCAGAAUAGACAACAUUUGCUUCGUCGUCUUGAAACUUCAAAUCGACAAUUUGAAUUCUAUGGAAUGACAAAGCAAAGACCAAUCGAAACAACCGCAAACAUGAACAAGAAUGUAUUUACAGAUAUACAUUCUGAAAUAAAUGAGCAUUACUUGUUCCAUGGUACUUCAGAUGCUACAGUUAGCGCCAUUGCACAUGGUGGCCUAGAUGCACGCUUAGCACGCGAUGGUAUGUAUGGGCGAGGAAUUUAUGCGGCAGAAUGUCCAACGAAGAGUGACCAUUAUGCAGGUAAAGAUAUGUUUAACCUUAAAAUAAUAGUAGUGCGCAUGCUUCUAGGUGAAGUUUUUGUUACCAAUGUCGGAUACGCGUUCCAAAGACCACCUUGCAAACAAUGUAUAAUGCAGGCUGGACAUCUCGGUUUGUGUAACAAUUCGGCUCAUAAACAGGACAUGUUUGACUCGGUCAUGGGGGCUAUUCAUGGAAAACACAGAGAAUUUAUAACUUAUGAACAAAACAGCUGUUCGAGUUAUCCAGAAUAUAUAAUAACUUAUAACAGAGAAUGAGAACACGAUAUUUAUGUGCAGCACAUUUUAUAAUCUUUACAUUAUUAUAUAUGUUUUUGUUGUGAAUUGCAGUAGAGUGAAAUAACUUAUACAGCACUGAAUAAUGCAGUAAAGUGUACGCAUAUAUGCAUAUUAAAAGUUGAAUAACUAUUAGAAUUUGCCAAUUUUUCGAGAAGGUCUUU
This is a messenger RNA of Mytilus trossulus (common blue mussel), 1688 nucleotides long. RefSeq lists its product as uncharacterized. Bases 109 to 1506 code for a protein of 465 amino acids. The transcript has 5 exons. Lineage: Eukaryota; Metazoa; Mollusca; Bivalvia; Mytilida; Mytilidae. Gene Ontology annotation, cellular component: nucleus. The record is from RefSeq and is a predicted model, not a curated record. Gene Ontology annotation, molecular function: NAD+ poly-ADP-ribosyltransferase activity; NAD+-protein mono-ADP-ribosyltransferase activity.